Molecule: messenger RNA, 1087 nt
Organism: Phalaenopsis equestris
Lineage: Eukaryota; Viridiplantae; Streptophyta; Magnoliopsida; Asparagales; Orchidaceae
Exons: 2
Coding region: 1-585 (194 amino acids)
Biological process (GO): response to desiccation
Cellular component (GO): plasma membrane
Source: RefSeq, a predicted model, not a curated record
AUGGUGAUAUCUAGGGCUCGCCCCCCAACGGCGCCGCUCCACCUUGAACUUCAACCCCCCCCCCCCCCCCCCCCCCCCCCCGCCGCUGCAGCAAUCUUUGCCCUCCGCCCUAAAGACCCAACCUUUCAACUCGUCUCCAUCUCCCUCUCCUCCUUUCACCUCAAACUCCCCCUCCUGGACCUCGAGCUCACCCUCGCCGUCCAUGUCACCAAUCCCAACAUCGUCCCCAUCCGCUACUCUCCGGCCACCGUUUCGAUCUUCUACUCCGACUCUCUGCUAGGCUCCGCCCUCCUAGCCGCCGGCUCACAGCCUCCAUUUUCCUGCCGCCUCCUCUACCUCCCCGCCCGCCUCGACGGCCUGCAGCUCGCACACAACGCUGCUAGUAUCCUCGCCGACGCCACCCACCGUCGCAUGUCUCUCGACGCCGCAGUUGACAUCACCGGCGACGCUCGCCUCCUCUUCUGGAACCAUCGGUUUACGCUUCGCCUUGAAAGUCAUGUGCUUGUUGAUCCCAUCUUUCUCAACGUUAUUGAUCAGGACAACCACUCUGAGACCCAUUUAUCUCUUUCAUUGCUGCAACAGUAAGUCAUCUGCAGGCAAGUAGAUCUCUUUGGUGUAUUGAGGUGCUGAUAUGACUUAGAAAUUGGCUGCAAAACAAAAUAAAAUGGAAAAAUUCCAUUUUUUCAUCUCUUAAUCUCUCUGUUAGUGCCACCAUGUUAUUAUUAUUAUUAGGGUAUAAGUAUAACAAUAUUACAUUGUAUGAGGUGUUGUUAGGGAGGCAUUAGGCUAUGGAAGAUUUGCAGCAAGCAGAUGAUGUUUGCCUGUUGGAUGAUGCUAUGGUUGUUCAAUGAAGCAUUCUAUGGUAGCUUUGCAUUGUGUAACUUGGUGUUUUUCAUUGUAAGGUUUUAGUAGAGAAAUAUGAAAAAUAGAGUGGAUCUGAAAAUGAGAAGGUAACUUUAGUUUGUAAGUGAAGGUCCUAAUUUAUUUAUGUACUGCAAAUGGUCCUAAUAAUGUUGAGUAGACAUGGAGUAUUGCUGAUUUUGUAUCAAUGAGGCUAAAUUUUAAUAAGAAUGAGGUUUCUUAAUUU